Messenger RNA from Pistacia vera, 1053 nucleotides. RefSeq names its product probable transcription-associated protein 1. Gene Ontology annotation, biological process: regulation of DNA-templated transcription; DNA repair. The coding region runs from base 15 to 968 and encodes 317 amino acids. Lineage: Eukaryota; Viridiplantae; Streptophyta; Magnoliopsida; Sapindales; Anacardiaceae. Gene Ontology annotation, cellular component: nucleus; SAGA complex; NuA4 histone acetyltransferase complex. Gene Ontology annotation, molecular function: transcription coregulator activity. The transcript has 5 exons. The record is from RefSeq and is a predicted model, not a curated record.
AAUUGAGGUUACAGAUGGCAAUGGAGGUAAGGGACAGUCUGGAGAUCGCCCACACGGCAGAGUACUUGAAUUUCCUUAAAUGCUACUUCCGCGCUUUCUCUCUGAUUCUCUUACAAAUCACGAAACCUCAGUUCCAAGACAAUCCUGAGCACAAGUUAAGAAACAUUGUUGUGGAGAUCCUCAAUCGGCUUCCUCACAGUGAAGUUCUUCGCCCUUUUGUUCAGGAUCUCUUGAAGGUCGCAAUGCAAGUAUUAACCACUGAUAAUGAAGAAAAUGGAUUGAUUUGUAUUCGUAUUAUAUUUGAUCUGCUCCGGAAUUUUAGGCCUACAUUGGAAAAUGAAGUUCAGCCAUUCUUAGAUUUUGUAUGCAAAAUCUACCAGAACUUUAGAUUGACAGUUAGCCACUUUUUUGAGAGUGGAGCGGCUGGUGUAGAGGAUGUAAAGCCUGUGAAUACUUCUACUUCUUCUGACCAAGGGAUUACUGGUACUGGGUACACUGGGCCUGUCCAGCUUAAUCCAAGUAGUAGGUCAUUCAAGAUAAUAACAGAGAGUCCACUUGUAGUCAUGUUCUUAUUUCAGCUGUAUAGUCGUCUUGUUCAAACCAAUAUUCCUCACCUGUUGCCUUUAAUGGUUGCCGCUAUAUCUGUCCCGGGUCCUGAAAAGGUUCCUCCCCAUUUGAAGUCUCAUUUUAUUGAGCUUAAAGGUGCGCAAGUUAAGACAGUUUCUUUUUUAACUUAUCUCUUGAAGAGUUUUGCUGAUUAUAUCAAGCCUCAUGAAGAAAGCAUAUGUAAAAGCAUCGUAAAUUUGCUUGUCACAUGUUCAGACUCCGUGUCUAUCAGAAAGGAAUUGUUAGUAGCAUUAAAACAUGUUCUGGGGACAGAUUUUAAGAGGGGUUUAUUUCCGCUGAUUGACACACUAUUGGAAGAGAGGGUUCUUGUUGGAACUGGGCGCGCAGUUUUGAGACAUUAAGGCCACUGGCUUAUAGUCUACUGGCAGAGAUUGUUCACCAUGUUCGGGGAGACCUCACGUUAUCACAGCUAUCGCGGAUAAUUUA